Molecule: messenger RNA, 1215 nt
Organism: Tetrahymena thermophila SB210
Lineage: Eukaryota; Ciliophora; Oligohymenophorea; Hymenostomatida; Tetrahymenidae
Product: transmembrane protein, putative
Exons: 2
Source: RefSeq, a predicted model, not a curated record
AUGAAAGGUUGCUAUAAAUGUGAUUAGGAUUUGGUAAAAAUUCCCUUCUUUUACGUAUUACUAGCAAAAAACUUAAAAUACUCAGUAAAAACAACUAUGUGCGAUUUUAAGUAUAUAUACAACACCAAUUUAAUUGGUACUUUUUAGAAAUUGAAGAAAAAAUAAAUAAUUAAUUUGUUUGUUUAUAUUAUGAAAUAGUAAAAAAUAAUUAAUUUAAAAUAAAAGAAAAACUUGAAAUUAAAUAAAAAGAAAAAAAAUAAAUAGCUUAUAAAUAAAUUAAUUAAAAGAGCUAGUUAUUUAGUUUUAAAUUCGUUUUUUUAAAAAAUAUUAAUGAGUUUGUCUCUCCUAAUUCCAUAAAUUUCUAAAAAAUAAAAAAUAUUGAUUAUCCCAGUUUUAUUUAUCUAAUAAACUAAAUAAUUUUAUAUAAUACUCAAUGGGAACACGAACCUACUGUCAAUUACAUAUAGAUAUUUUUUAAUUUACAUACAACUUUUUUAAAAAUUAUUAAAAUAUUUUAUAAUAAAAAAAAAUUCAGUAUGCCUAACUUCAUAUAUAUAUUUCGUAAAAAUGAUUUUAAAUUUUUUAAAACAUGUAUAAUCAUAAAUUUAUAUAUUUAUUUUAAUAAUUCUUAUUACAAAUAUUAAUUAAAUUACUUAAGCGCUUCCAAGAUUACUAUUCUUGCUGUAGCGCUACCACAAGAAUUUUAAUCCUGGAAGCGCUAUAUAUAUAUUAUUACUGUCAAAAUAACUUUUUUUGCUUCAGUAAGAAUUAGCUCUGAGUACUCAUCUCUGUUAAAAGAUAUUUUUAUUUAGAAAUCUUAGCCAUUAAUUAAAUUUCUUUAUUUUUAUUAUGAUAAAGUCAAUAAAUUAUAUUAGUUUUUAAAAUAAGAUACUUAAAAUAUUCCUUCUAAUUUAGAUUUAAACUUAAAUUUAAAUUUAUUUUUAUUAUUAAAAUAUUUUAAAUAGGAUUUAUAUAUUCUUCAUUAAUAUCAUUAAACUUUUUUUAAAAAGCAUUUAACUACGAUUUUAGUAAUUUAUUUAGUUAUUAAUAUAUUAUCUCCUAAUUGAUUUAUUAUUGAAUAAUUGUUUUUAAUUCCUGAGUCAUACAAUUUUAAUUGCUUUCAUUAUAUUCACUAUUGUCCAUUAAAUUAUUAAAUAUAAAUUUGAGUUUUUAAAUAUUUAAAGAACUUUGUUCCAUAAGCAUUUAAUUAUUUGA